GCAUAAAACAUCAUCACAACCCUUAUCGUUUUAACUAGUGAAGACAAGGCCAUGUUUCAUCUACUUUCUGUGUUCAUCUUGUUUCUUUUCAUAUACAACUCUAAUUCUUUAAAUACUUUCAUAGCUCUCCUAGAUCCUCUCUCGAAACCCUCACCUUUCCUCUCUCAAAAACUUUGGUACUCUUCAAUCAUUUCUUCUUCGCCUGCUUCUUCUUCUUCUAUCAUUCAUGUUUAUAGUGCUCCAAUCCAUGGCUUCUCUGCAACCCUCACACCUGACCAAGUUAAAAGCAUCCGGAAGCUCCCUGGAGUUCUCUCCCUGCUCCCUGACAAAGUCUUGCAACUCCACACCACACGUUCACCAUCAUUUCUUGGCCUGGAAACCCCAAAUCCUUGCAUGAUAAAUACUUCAGAAUCCAAUUCGAUUAUUGGGUUUAUCGACACUGGUAUUUGGCCCGAACACCCGAGUUUCUCUGACCAUAACCUUGGACCAAUACCAGUUCACUGGAAAGGCCAAUGUGAAAGUGGCUUCAGAUUCAAUCAUACAAAUUGUAACCUUAAAAUCAUAGGUGCCCGUUUCUUCUCCGGUGGAUAUGGCUGGUUUGGCCAAAUGGGUAAACCCGUUAAGGAAUUUCGGUCACCAAGAGACUGUGGGCACGGCACGCAUGUCGCAUCCAUUGCUGCAGGGUCUCCUGUACCAGGUCCGGGUUUUUUGUUUUGCGUUUGGGUGGCCCGUGGCAUGGCACCGAGAGCAAGAAUUGCAGUGUACAAGGUUUGUUGGGCUUCAGCUGCGUCAGCCGGAAACGAGGGACCCACAUUGGCAACUGUGGCUAACGAGCCACCGUGGAUCACCACUGUCGGUGCCGGAACGGUUGACCGUGAUUUCCCAGCUACCAUACAUCUCAAGAACGAGGUAUCAGUUCUCGGUACAUCCAUCACCUUGAUGCAGGAUGAUAUAUUGACCCGAAAAUAUUACUUGCUCCACUUUGCUGCCAAAUUCAAUUCUUCGUCUGGAUUCAAUUUCUCUCGCCAAUUAAUCGAGGGUAAAAUUGUGUAUUACCGGACAGAAGGAUACGUAGCAAUGUCACUUGGGGCUGUGCUUAAAAGAGCUAGGGCAAUAGCCAUGAUACUUUCUCACGGAAAUAUUGAUCCCGAUGGAAUAGUUUCGGAGCCCCAUGUAAUCCCAACUAUUAGCAUCGGGGCUUUAGAAGGCAAGGUAAUUGAGGACUAUAUUUUACAUGAUGAAAACCCAAUGGCUAAAAUAUCAUCACAAGGAACAAUUUCAAUGCAUGCAAAGCCAGCUCCAAUUGUUGCCUCUUUUUCAUCAAGAGGUCCUAAUUCUCUUGUACCUGGAAUUCUAAAACCUGAUAUUCUAGCUCCAGGUGUGAAUAUUUUGGCAGCGUGGACGGAUGCGAUUGGGCCAUCUGGCAUGGCAUUGGAUUUUCGGCGGUCAAGCUUUAACAUUAUGUCUGGGACGUCGAUGGCCUGUCCGCACGUUUCAGGUGCCGCGGCGUUGAUCAAAUCAUCCCACCCGGAUUGGGGUCCAAAUGAGAUAAAGUCAGCCUUAAUGACUACAUCAACUGUCCAUAAACAUUAUAAUUACAAUAGAAAUAAGCCAUGGUCUCCAAUUUCGGAUGAGUCUACAGGCAAUGCUGCUACCCCAUUUGACAUUGGAUCAGGGCAUAUGCUACCUAUAAAAGCAAUGGACCCCGGUUUAGUUUUUGGUUUGGAACACCAGGAUUAUGUUAAUUUCUUAUGUGAAUUGAACUACACAAAGAAACAAUUACAAAUUGUUACAGGAAAAAAAUCCCAUUGCUCGAAUGAUAGUACAUGGCAGUUGAAUUAUCCAACUGUAACAGUCGAGGCAGAAAAGGUUUGGCAUGGGGCAGUAGUAGUAGCUAGGAAAAUGACGAAUGCAAAUAAAGGGUCCAGUGAGUACAAGGCUAAGGUUGUCGGUCCGAAAGGGUAUUAUAAGGUGGAUGUGAAGCCGAAGAGGCUGAAAUUUUCUGGUAUCUCAGAUCAGAGCUUGAGUUUUAGAAUAGUUUUAGAGAAAGAAAAUAAUAUGCACGAGAGGAAGAAAUUGUGGUUUGGGGCGUUAAUUUGGAGCGAGAAACGGGGAAAGCAUAAGGUAAAGUGUCCUAUAAAUUUUUCUGCCAAAGAGUACUCAAGUGGAUGA
Messenger RNA from Theobroma umbraticum, 2172 nucleotides. Lineage: Eukaryota; Viridiplantae; Streptophyta; Magnoliopsida; Malvales; Malvaceae. The record is from RefSeq and is a predicted model, not a curated record.